UGGGACUUCAUGUUCCAAACAAGGACAUUUUUAGCUUAAUGGACUUGCACUAUUUCUCUAUAUAUAAUCAACACUUGUCAAAGAGAGUUUUUAGCAGAGAAGAUGGGUUUGAGGGUUUCUUCAUCGUCUGUUGAACACUUCUGGCUUUUUCUCCUCUUCUUUUCCCUUUCCUUUCCUUUCUAUCAUGCUCAGAAUGCUACUACUGAUCCAUCUGAAGUGAGAGCAUUGAACUUGGUGUUUGCGGAAUGGGGAGCAGAAGCUGUAGAACUAUGGAACAUAAGUGGAGAACCAUGCAGUGGAUCUGCCAUUAAUGGUACGGCAUUUGAAGAUGGAAACAACAAUCCAGCGAUCAAGUGUGAUUGUUCCUACAACAGCAAUACUACUUGCCAUAUCACUCAAUUGAGAGUUUAUGCUUUGGAAAAGCGAGGAAGAAUUCCAGAAGCAAUUGUGGGAUUGAAAUAUUUGACCCUUUUGAAAAUUGAUCAAAAUUAUUUCACAGGUCCCUUGCCUGCAUUUAUUGGGAAUUUAACUACAUUGAAAACUUUGUCAAUCGCUCAUAAUGCACUCUCUGGAAGCAUUCCAAAGGAAAUAGGAAAUCUUAAGGAGCUAACCUUGUUGUCUAUAGGAGUGAACAACUUUAGUGGAACCCUUCCUCCAGAAAUAGGCAAUCUUGUCAAGCUUGAGCAAAUUUAUAUUAACAGCUGUGGAUUGGGUGGUGAAAUCCCCUCAACAUUCGCCGCUUUACAAAGCAUGAGAAUCUUGUGGGCAUCAGACAGUGCUUUCUCGGGCAAGAUACCUGAUUUCAUAGGGAAUUGGACAAACCUUCAAUCUCUGAGACUUCAGGGGAAUUCAUUUGAGGGUCCCAUACCAUCUAGCUUUUCUAACUUGACAUCUUUGGAUUCCUUGAGAAUCAGUGAUCUAUACAAUGUGAGUUCAACUCUUGAUUUUAUCAAGAACAUGAAGAGUUUGUCAGACUUGAAUCUAAGAAAUGCAUUGAUUAGUGACACUAUCCCAUCCGACAUUGCAGAGUAUACAAGAUUGCAAAGGCUGGAUUUAAGUUUCAACAACAUAACAGGCUCAAUUCCAAGUUCUUUGUUCAACAUGAGUUCUCUUGAAUCCUUGAUUCUUGGAAAUAAUAGCCUUUCUGGAAGCCUUUCUAGUCAGAAAAGUAAUACUCUUCAAACCAUAGAUUUAUCUUACAAUUAUCUUUCAGGAAGUUUUCCUUCAUGGGUAUCCUCCAAUCUACAGCUGAAUUUAGUGGCCAACAAUUUUACAUUUGACAGCUCAAACAUAAGCAUUUUGCCAAGAUUGAAUUGCCUACAGAGAAAUUUUCCUUGCAAUAGGAAUCCUCCACUUUAUGCAAAAUUUUCAAUAAAGUGCGGCGGUAAAGAGAGGAUAACAAGUGAUGGAACAGUGUUUGAAGCAGAGAACUCAUCUCUGGGAGGAGCAACCUUCAAUGUGACAAGUAGUGAAAAAUGGGCAGUGAGUAAUGUGGGCAUAUAUGCUGAUAGAACUAGUCCAGAUUAUUUUGAACCCACCUUAGCACAAGUGAAAAGCACCAACGUUCCAGAGCUUUAUCAGACUUCAAGGAUCUCUCCGAGUUCACUAAGGUACUAUGGCCUUGGUCUUCAGAAUGGAGAAUACACAAUUAGCUUGUUCUUUGCAGAAACCAAAUUCGAUGAUGAGAGCUCACAAACUUGGGAGAGUCUUGGAAGACGCAUUUUCGACAUCUAUAUUCAAGGAAGUCUCCAACAGAAGGAUUUUGAAAUAUCAAAGGAAGCAGGAGGUGUUGAGAGGGCAAUUAUAAAGAAAUUUAAUGUUACUGUAUCAGAAAACUAUCUUGAAAUUCACCUAUUUUGGGCUGGAAAAGGAACUUGUUGUACCCCUGAACAAGGGUAUUAUGGACCAAUUAUUUCAGCACUCAGUGUUAAUCCAGAUUUUACGCCUAAUGUUAGUGGGAUACCGCCAGAUCUUCGUGAAAAGAAGAGAAAUAUAGGGUUGAUUGUCGGUGUUACUGUCUCUGCUGGAAUUGUUGGCUUGGUUUUGUUAUUUUUGUUUCUUUAUCUUAACAGAAAGAGAGAAAAAGAUGAUGAGGAUGUGUUUGCUGGGAUUGGUCCUAAACCCAACACAUUUAGCUAUGCUGAAUUGAGAACAGCCACAGAAGACUUUAACCCUUCAAAUAAGCUUGGGGAGGGAGGAUUUGGACCUGUAUACAAGGGUAAACUUAUUGAUGGAAGAGAAGUAGCAGUAAAGCAACUUUCAGUAGAAUCAAAUCAAGGAAACAGUCAAUUUAUUGCAGAGAUAGCUACCAUUUCUGCUGUUCAACAUCGCAAUCUUGUCAAAUUGUAUGGAUGCUGCGUUGAAGGAAAUAGACGCCUCUUGGUCUAUGAAUAUCUCCAAAACAAAAGCCUUGACAAAGCACUCUUUGCAAAAAAUAGUUUCCAACUUGAUUGGGCCACCCGAUUCAAUAUAUGUAUGGGAACCGCAAGAGGAUUAGCUUAUCUUCAUGAAGAGUCAAUGCCAAGGAUUGUACAUAGAGAUGUAAAGGCAAGUAAUAUUCUGAUUGAUGCAGAACUCUGCCCUAAAAUAUCAGAUUUUGGAUUGGCAAAACUAUAUGAUGAUAAGAAAACCCAUAUCAGCACUCGAAUUGCGGGCACCAUAGGGUAUUUGGCACCUGAAUAUGCAAUGCGUGGACAUUUAACAGAGAAGGCUGAUGUUUUUAGUUUUGGAGUUGUUGCUCUAGAGAUUCUUAGUGGAAGACCAAACUCUGAUAAUGGCUUGCCUGAGGAACAAGUUUAUCUGCUUGAAUUGGCAUGGAAUUUGCAUGAAAGUAACCAAAGUUUGGCACUAGUGGAUCCAAGCUUAACCGAGUUUGACGAAAAUGAAGCACUUAAGCUCAUAGGGGUGGCACUCUUGUGUACUCAAGGCUCACCACUGAUGAGACCAACUAUGUCACGUGUUGUAGGCAUGCUUGCUGGAGACAUGGAAGUGAAUCAUGUGAUAUCAAAGCCAAGCUAUUUGACUGAUUGGGAUUUUAAGGAUUUAACCUCUGCCUUCUCAAAUCAAGAUUCUGCCCUAUCCGUUGAAGCUAAAACUAUCCAGCCAAAUGAUGAUAAUAACGCUGAGGUUGAGGCCAUGCAUACUCCAGUUAACCUCACUGCACCUAGCCUCAGUGAUCUCAUUGGGGAAGGAAGGUGAUUGGCAUGCUAUUUCUGAAAUAUGCAUCUUUAUAUGAUCUAUAGUUUUAUGAAUAAAGAACUGAACAUGAUGCUUUGCAUCUGUAGUACAAUAUGGAAACAUAUAUUUAUCUUGCUUGAAUUUAGAAUUUUAAAGUCAUGAUAUGACUUAUGUAUAAAAUUUCUAUUUUUAUAUGAAAAUACCAUUAAAAUAUUGAACAAUUAUUCAA
Molecule: messenger RNA, 3406 nt
Organism: Manihot esculenta (cassava)
Lineage: Eukaryota; Viridiplantae; Streptophyta; Magnoliopsida; Malpighiales; Euphorbiaceae
Product: probable LRR receptor-like serine/threonine-protein kinase At1g56140
Exons: 24
Coding region: 103-3198 (1031 amino acids)
Biological process (GO): protein phosphorylation
Molecular function (GO): ATP binding; protein kinase activity; protein binding
Source: RefSeq, a predicted model, not a curated record